Lotus japonicus is the source of this 873-nucleotide messenger RNA. RefSeq lists its product as uncharacterized. The record is from RefSeq and is a predicted model, not a curated record. NCBI's taxonomy places the organism in Eukaryota, Viridiplantae, Streptophyta, Magnoliopsida, Fabales, Fabaceae. The coding region runs from base 1 to 873 and encodes 290 amino acids. The transcript is spliced from 7 exons.
AUGGCUUCAAGGAUCGACGAUCUAGCAAAGGUGGAUGCCUCCAAAGAAACUUGGACAAUUGUUGCCAAAGUCAGUCAUCUAUGGCUUAGUCCGAGCCUAUAUGGCUCAAAGCUACCAUUUUCAAUGGACAUGAUACUGAUGGAUGACAAGGGCUGCAAGAUACAUGCUACUGUUAGGAAGACUUUGAUAUAUCGAUUCCAGUCUUCGCUAACUGAGGGAAAAGUAUACCAGAUUUCCUACUUUGGUGUGGGCGAGAGCGGACGUGAUUUUCGCCCGACCGAUCAUCCAUUCAAGAUCAACUUUGAUAUUCAGACUUAUGUACGACUACUACCUAACAAGGCUAUCAACAUAACAUCGUACUCUUUCGUUCCACUUGCUGACAUUAUGGUUCGUGUUGAAUGUGCUUUUUUCGGGAAAUAUGUUUCUGAGGUCAUUGGUUAUCUUUCAUCAGUUGAUGCAACCAAUGCUGUCGUGGUUGUACAGUUUUGUAAGAUCAAGCCAUUCAAAUGUAAGACUAGCCUUCAAAACGUUUAUGGUGCUACUAGGGUUCUUUUUAAUCCUCAGAUUCAAGAAGCUGCCCCUCUCCGUGCUAGGUUUCUGGAGUCAAAUGAUCCUGCAGCACACAUCAUUAGCCCGCUUCAAGACAAUGCAAAAAAAAUAUCCCUAGAAGAAGAUUUUCUGAAAAAGAGUGAUGGGAAAACCAUCGAGCAACUCAAAGAUCUCGCUGAAAAAUCAUUUUGUGUUGUACUGGGUACUGUUAAGUAUAUUGCAGAGGGUAUGGUCUGGCAUUACCCUGCAUGCAAGUGUAGCAAGAAAGUGUAUCCUGCCGAUGCAAAAAAAGAUAUCAAGCAAGUUAUUGAUCAUCUAAUUUGA